GGUCUGAGUCGCGCAGCUGCGCAGUUUGGAUCCGAGUCUGUCUGCAGGCAUUUACGCUCUGCUUUCUUGUUCUCUUUACAACUCUUUAAAAACAGCAACGAUGAAGGAAAGAAGAAACACACAGCCAUUGGUAAUUAGAUGUAAACUGGUCCUGGUUGGUGACGUGCAAUGCGGGAAAACAGCAAUGCUGCAGGUUCUUGCAAAAGAUUGCUAUCCAGAGACGUAUGUGCCCACUGUGUUUGAGAACUACACAGCAUGCCUGGAGCUGGAGGAACAGCGUGUAGAAUUGAGUUUGUGGGACACAUCAGGUUCUCCUUACUAUGACAACGUGAGGCCUCUUUGUUACAGCGACUCCGACGCCGUGCUCCUGUGUUUCGACAUCAGCCGUCCAGACACUGUCGAGAGCGGACUCAAGAAGUGGAAGACAGAGAUCAUGGACUUCUGCCCCAACACACGCAUCCUGCUUGUUGGCUGCAAAACGGACCUGCGCACGGAUGUGUGUACGCUGAUGGAACUAUCCAAUCAGAAACAAACACCCAUCACACAAGAGCAGGGUUCAGCCAUGGCCAAGCAGCUUGGGGCCGAGGCAUACCUGGAGUGCUCAGCCUUCACAUCAGAGAAAAGCAUCCACAGCGUUUUCCGCACCGCGGCCCUGGCUUGCGUCAACAAGCUUCAGCCGCUGGCUAAGUCUAGCCCCAACCGCCGCCUCUCCAAACGCCUUCUCCACCUGCCCAGCCGCUCCGAGUUGCUCUCUUCCACCUUCAAGAAGGAGAAGGCCAAGAGCUGCUCUGUCAUGUGAACGGCGGGGGGGGGUUGUUACUCUCCCCUCUUCACCUCGCGAGCGUCACCCUCCCCCGUGCUUUGGUCCGGGGAAGGGGGGUGGGUUUUUUCCGAUGUCCUCAUCGCCGAAGGCUUCGUCUGGGAAUCCUUCCUCACCCCCCGGCAAAAUGCAUUUCAGAACAAGUGGACACUGUGCUGUCCGCUUUGUCCUGAUCUCUACACCAGUGCAUACCUGUCUUACACAGUGCAGUAUUUUGCUUUUCUCGACCGAGGUUUGAUCAUCAGCCGCCAUCUCUUCAUCCCUUGCUGUGUUAAGAGAAUUUGUGGUUCGACUUAGUAAAUAAGGAACCAGCGUUUAAGCAUAUGAGGUCUAGUAACGUGACAUAAAUGUGACAAUAGUGUACUACUGGCUCUGAAAUGUCAACUAUAUUCUUUUAAAAAUAAUAAUAAUAAUUCAGACGUAUAGAAUAUGUACAAAAGAGAGUGUAUGAGCGUAAGGCUCCAUUUGGAGGAGCAUAAUGAAGCUGUGUAAGGUCCAGGUUAUUAUAGAGGUGUUAGAGGAAAGAGGUUGUUGGCCAUAAAGGCUUAUCUGGCAUUCUGAUGCUGAUUGAAUUGGCUGCUGUGCAGACUGGAUACUGUAAUUCUGUUGGAAUCUGCCUGUAAUGUUGGGCUUUUUUUUGAACAGCCAAACAUUAAGACGGUCGAACGUUAACGUAAUUGAUGAAGCAAGGACAGAGGGGAGGGGAAGCUAAAACAAAUUUGUAGCCAGCGUUUCUCAAAAGGCAACCAAAGACAAGCUUGCUGUUCCCUCUGAUUAUAUACACCUGAUGUAAGUGCUUCUGCAUUUAAAGAGACAAUAACUAAUUGGCCAAGAGAGAAAGACGGAGAUGUAAUUGCUGGCCCACUGGUACAUGAGUCUCCUACGUAGUGAUGAUAGAGAGCCAUGUAUCUCUGAGCCUUGGGGAACUCCAAAUCAUCCAACGUAAAGCUGAAUUAGAGGUUUAAGUUCUCGAUUUAAGUUCUCUUGUUCCUGAGAGCUGUUGUAGCACCAUGUUGAUGUUUGCUCAAUUGACAUGGAUUUGAAAUCAGUCUAAAUGUAUGCAGACGACAUCGUCUUUUGAUCAACAUUUAUUAAAUCCACAUCCGAUUGAAAUCGAACCAUCUUCACCUUUCAUGUAUAAUGGGUUUUAUACACAUUUCCCAAAAAUCUCGAUGUAGCACUCCAUCAUCUCUGUUUCUUGCCUUGUUUCCCCGAUCAGCUCUACAGAUGUCUCGAGACAGACUUUUUUCUUUCUUUCUUUUUUUUGUGCGGACCGUUCGGUAAAUAUCUAACUAAAUACGACUCCUAACUGAAUUCUUAAGCUUGGACAGUUCUUGUGCGCAGUGCCGCUCUCAAAUCAAAAACACACAAAAAAAUCUGCUUUUAACCACAAAGCAAUAACGAUUGACGUGCUUGUGACGCAAAGUAUAUAGAGUGGCAAUAAGAAGAAAAAAAAAAACAUGCUUUGUGAUUCUACCGUCAUGCGACAGCUUUGUGGUCGUGCGUGGCCGUGCCUCCAUUACUGCUGUAAAAAAACAAGCCAGUCUUAUCGUAAUUCUGUUGUAGCAAGGGUUUUUUUUUUUUUUCCGUGGAGUAAACCUGUGUCACAAAGUAACGUUGGAUUUAUAGGAUGAACAACCCAACCAUUCAAGUGCAGCAUAUUAACGUAACAUUUCUGGUCAGGACGGCGUAUGGGAUCGGGACAGGUGACAGCUCUAGGGAUGUUGAGGGCAACGCAGGCGUUACAUGGGUCUCUGAAUAGAGAAACUAUCUAGGAAGCCUAUUUUUUAUAACAAUCAUUAUAACUCUGCUUAUAUUCCUUAAUAAUCCAUUGUAAGCAUUUUAUUGAACUUUUGUUGCCUCAUAAAACAUAAUGUACCAUGCCUGUGUCAAUAUUAUAACUUGUAACAGUGUACGUUACAAUCUUUACAACUAAUAAUGUAAUACACAAACAAGAAAGUUACAAUUACAGUAUGUAGCACCUAGCCACUGUAACACCGCUCCAUCUGACAGAACUAAUGUAGACAGUUAAUGCAGUGCAAUUAAAAUCGCCCAGCUAAAAUUCUAAGUGUAAAAUUUAAUACGUUAUUAUGAAUUAACAGCGCAAUAGUACAAAUAACCUGGAACGCAUGUAUGUUAAAAGAACAAAUGGACUUUUAAGUCAUGGCCUCAACACAAAUGUAUGGCCCGUUUAAUAUAUCUAACAGUUGACAUUGGUCACUUUGUCUGUUUUUAUAUAGUAAUAAAUUGUCAGACUUAAAUUUACAAUUUUGAAGUGAUGAGUUGUUCCGUAGCUCUCUCGCCUUGCACCUCCAGGGUCCGGGUUCGAUUCCCAGCAAGGCUUCA
Clarias gariepinus (North African catfish) is the source of this 3166-nucleotide messenger RNA. RefSeq names its product Rho family GTPase 1b (gene rnd1b). The transcript has 5 exons. Gene Ontology annotation, biological process: small GTPase-mediated signal transduction. The coding region runs from base 101 to 799 and encodes 232 amino acids. Gene Ontology annotation, molecular function: GTP binding; GTPase activity. The record is from RefSeq and is a predicted model, not a curated record. NCBI's taxonomy places the organism in Eukaryota, Metazoa, Chordata, Actinopteri, Siluriformes, Clariidae.